AUGAAGAGAAAAAACCACCACAGCAAGUACGACGAUGACCACGAGGAGGGACAAAGCGAUAGGGCAAAAAGUAGCCACAGAAAACAUGAAGAUAAGCGAAGGGGGGAGGAAAGAAGAAACAGCGACGACAAAAGUGAGAGCAAGAGGGGGCAUAGGAAGGGGGACGAUGACAGGCGAAAGAGGGUGAAGACGGAUGGGAGGCGCAACGAGGAUAGGCGGAACGAGGAUAGGCGGAACGAAGACAGGCGGAACGAGGAUAGGCGGAACGAGGAUAGGCGGAACGAAGACAGGCGGAACGAGGAUAGACGAAACGAGGAUAGACGAAACGAGGAUAGACGAAACGAGGAUAGACGAAACGAUGAUAGACGAAACGAUGAUAGACGAAACGAAGAUAGAAGACACGCUAGCAAGAAAUCUACAGACAAAAAGGAUACCCGCAGGACGCACGAUGAUUCACCUCGCGCACCCGAGAGGAGCGGUCGCGACAGGCGCUCCCUGAGCCACGGCCAUAGGAGGAGCCGCGACAGAGAUGCCUACUCACAUAGGAAGCGCGGGCACAGGGAUGGAGAAAGAGACCAAGAAAGGGGACGGGAUCGAGAUAGGAGUCGCAACCGGGGUAGAGAUCGGAACAGAGAUAGAGAUGGCCACCGUAGCAGGAGCAACGGGAGAACCUUAGUAUCCGAGGAGGAUAGGCGCCCCAGACGAAGUGUAAGUCGCCAUGGAAACACCUACGAUGAAGAAAGGUACAAGCGGAUUGGAAACGACACGAGCGAUUAUGUCCUGAAGCUGGAUUCAAAAGGAAAUACAAAUGAUGACCACCACAUGUUCACUGGAAACCCAAACCUUAUUGAUACUCAAAACAGAAGUGCUACGGGUGGGUUGCUAUUCAACGAGGUAGGAUACCCACAAAUGGAUGGGUUAAGGAGAAAUGUGGACUUGGAAGAAAACAUGAACAGGCAAGGUAACAUUUUGAUGGAAAAAAAAAAUAGUUUGGAACCCCCACCCCCUGGAUUGAUGAAUCCAAAUGGCCCAUGGUAUGAUCACCCCACAUUAGGAGAUCCAAUGAGGAAUGGCAACCUUGCCAACGGUCCCUUUUUUUAUCAGGAGGAAAUGAACCUCGGAAAUAGAAAAAAUAUGAACCUUAGAGACUACAAAAUGAAGGGUAUGAGGAGCGGGAGGGGAGGAAAGAGGGGGAGGAAGUCUAGGAAAAUGAGGAACAUGAAAAAUAAAAACGCGGCUCUCUUUGCGAAUGAAGAAUUUUACGACUCCGGUCUCUUACUCAACCCCCAUCAACAGCAAAAUCUAUUCAACCAGUCCAUCCUCGCCAUGGAGGGAAAUAGCAUCCUUCAUGGCGGCAACGCCACCGAUAACGGUAACAACAUGAAUAACGGUGACAAUCCAUUUGUGGAAGGCAUAGCCGGAGCUGCCCAGAAUGCCUCUUCUGCAAACCCCAACAACGUAAAAAGUGAAGCCGAACAAAUGAUGAUCGCGAGCGACAUCGGAGGUAAUAAUAUGGUGGAAGAAUCUACUGAUUUUUUUCUCCAAGGAAAUAAAAAUAAAAUUACACAACAGAGUGGCAUUCCUGGGGAUCCGAACAACAUCAUGGCCCCACCACCACCUUAUUCAGACAAUAGAACUUAUGGUGGGGUGGGCGCAGCAACUAUGGCAGGUGGGAGAAGAGGUCUCCUCCUUCGCCCAAACGAUGCACAGGCGAACCUGGGCGUGGGGAAUCCUAACAUGAUUAACAAUCCUAACAUGAUUAACAAUCCUAACAUGAUUAACAACCCUAACUUUAUGGGAAACCACAACCACAUUGGCAACCCCAACCACAUUGGCAAUCCCAACCUCAUUGGCAACCCCAAUUUCAUUAAUAACCCCAACUUCAUGCAGAGCGGAGGACCACCACCCCUCCUAGAAACACCCCCCAUCAGACAAAUGAAAAAGAUACAAGGAAAGAAAAACAACCUCUUGGGUGAUAUAGAUGCGAAUGAUAAUCAUUCCGCCUUCGAACACACAGGGAUGAACAAUAUGAAUGUCGGUCUGAUGAUCAAUGCCAUUCCUCCUCCACCGGACGAGGACAUGAGCAAAGGGAUAACUUUCACGGAGGGGCAACCGAGCCCACCAAGUAUGCCAAAGGGUGCAAACGCAUCUAAUGUUCCUAUCCCACCGAGUCCACCAGGCGCACCUAAUAUGCCUCGGUUCCAGAACCCAUUGAUGAACCGAAGUGGAGUGAACCCACCCCCUUUUGCCAACUUGCCAACUUCGAACACUUCCCUCUUAACGAACAAACAAAAAAUGAACAACAUGAAGAUUCUUGAUAAAGGAGCUCCAGGAAACCCUAACUACAUCUCCCUGAAUGCUAACAAUAUCCCUUUAAAUGUAAAUGUGAACCCGCAGAACAGGAAUUUCAAUGCGAACCACAAUUUGAGUCGACAGAAGAAUAAUGGCCCUCCUUACAUUUCCAACGAUCUACCAGAUGCUCCUGAAGAGAGCAUGUUCUCAAUCCAUUCGACUUCUGGUCCGGCCGGUACCAUGGGUAGUAAAACCUACAUGGCAGGACUUGAUCACCUGGAUGGUGCAUUGGGCAACGCAAGCGGUAUGGGCAACCCAAGCGGUAUGGGCAACCCAAGCGGUAUGGGUAAUCCAAACACUAUGGAUAAUUAUUACGAUGAGAGAGGGAAUCCACCUAACAGCCAUUUGCUAAUAGGAGGGGUGGUACCCCCCUCGUUGGGUUCUCCUUCAAAUGCGUCCUUGCCAGUUAUUUUCUCUAAAAAUGCGGUUCUUUCGAAGAGUGGACCCAAUAUGGGAUGGGAAAUGGGAUCCGGGUUAAGUGGGGAUAUUAAUAUGGUUACCCAUCCUUCUGCUACCUCUAUGAUGAUGAACUACCGAGAUGGAAAUGAAGAAGGAUGGAAUUCGAACUAUGUCCUCAGUGGGGAUUCCCUCAAUAGACAAAAUAUUAUGGGUUCUACAUCUAUGAGUAAAGAUGGAAACGCGUUAAGAGGACACGCCAUAGAAAUGGAUCCAACGUGGGAUCCCCAUUUCGAUGGACGCAGUGGCAAACACCAUAUGGAUGGACUGAACGAUAGGGGAACCUCUUUUCGUGGCGACAUGGAACCAAACGGUUCGGUUGAUGAAGAACGUUUUAGUAGCUACAGAAGAGAAGACCAAAGCGACGCACCAUAUGAUCAUCAGGAGAAUGCACAGGAGGAAGAGGAAAAUGAUGAGCGUGCUUCUGCUCAGAAUGGAAAUCCGAUACACGGAAAUGUAGACACGCAGGGCAAUGGAGGCAAUAGGAAGGUACUAACACGGGAAGAGAAACUGCACGAAUGGUUAGAGGAUCAGAUAAGGAACCAGACGAACAUAAUCUCUGACGCCUUGCAUCUCAUUCCAUUGUGUAUACAGAACAGUAAGCAAGAUCCUCUUGCAGAAGAAGAACCCAUUCGAAAUAAUGCAAAUGUUGAAACACAAACAGAAGGGGGAGGCCUCCAGGAGAGGAUACUCACCAAAGGAAUCACCCCCAAUACACACAUCCAAGGGAGUAAACUUUUCUCCUUUAAUGAGAAUAUAUCCUACACGUUGCGUGAACAAGAACACAUGAACAGGCAGAUGCACAUGCUUCCAGUACCCGUAAAUGAUGAAUCCAUAGAAGAGGAAGCAGACCUGAACAAGAUGAGGAAUUUCAUCCUCACAUUUAAUCAAGAAUCUUCUAUGGAGCCGGUUUCCAAAACUGCAUCUACAUCUAUGCAAAGGAGCGAGCGAUUCCUUCUUAGCGAUGACGAACCAUUGAAUGAAAGUCUGUUCAUAAGUAAGGAUGAUAAACAGGUGGAGGGAGGAAGCACCCCUGGUGAAGGUAGAAACAACUGCGCCCAGCAGGAACAACCCGGUGUCAAUUCCACGGGCACAGAGAAUGAGACGAACAAGGAGGGGGCAGAGACCAAUGGUGAACCGAACGAAAGCACAAAUAUAUAUUUCGUGAAGCUCAUGAAGAGCAGACUUAAGAACCCACUUUCCAUUUUCACGGGCUUAGCCAAGAAGGAUGCCGAAAAAGAGGAACAGCCACAGGAACAACAAGAAAGUGCAUAUAAGGAUGAGACAGAUGCAGCGACCCUUCCAACGAAGGAAGAUGACACAAAUGAGUUCAUACACACAGAUAUUAGAACCGGAAAAGAUCGAUUCGAUUAUAAGAACUACCUACUCAAAAUGCUUCUACAAAGUAGAACCGAAGAGAAAAGGCAUCUUUUGGACAACAAAAAGUGGGUAGACCAUGUGGACAUUUCCUCCACCAAUCUGUUCAUGCUGAACAUCUACCGCAUCAUGUCGGAUGAUGCCGUCAACUUGUACUGA
Plasmodium knowlesi strain H is the source of this 4344-nucleotide messenger RNA. Its product is annotated as conserved Plasmodium protein, unknown function. Bases 1 to 4344 code for a protein of 1447 amino acids. The record is from RefSeq and is a predicted model, not a curated record. The transcript has a single exon. Lineage: Eukaryota; Apicomplexa; Aconoidasida; Haemosporida; Plasmodiidae.